This is a messenger RNA of Rhineura floridana, 4265 nucleotides long. RefSeq names its product zinc finger protein 420-like. The record is from RefSeq and is a predicted model, not a curated record. The transcript has 2 exons. The coding region runs from base 245 to 1930 and encodes 561 amino acids. Gene Ontology annotation, cellular component: nucleus. NCBI's taxonomy places the organism in Eukaryota, Metazoa, Chordata, Lepidosauria, Squamata, Rhineuridae. Gene Ontology annotation, biological process: regulation of transcription by RNA polymerase II; central nervous system development. Gene Ontology annotation, molecular function: DNA-binding transcription factor activity, RNA polymerase II-specific; RNA polymerase II cis-regulatory region sequence-specific DNA binding.
UAAAAGACAGACAGGGCAUUCCAGGCAGGAGGUUGCCAGCCCUGCUUUGAUAUAGUUAUCAUUGCAGAGGAACCCUACUCAAGCCUUACAACAGCACAAUCCUAACAAUAUCUGCUGAGAAGAGGAGUCUGGGGGAUCGUGUCUGAGGGGGAACCAUCAGAAAUGUUACCAGAAAGACCUGAGGAGCAGAAGAUGGAACAAAAAUUGGGGAGUCAAGAUGGAGUAGAGAGAAGAGAAGAGCAAAAUGCAGAAACUGGAUGAAUCCAGAGCUUCCCACAGUGGUGAAUGUAAAAUUCAGCAGGAAACUCAUCACCUAAAGGAAAUGAGAAUGCCUCCUGAGUGCAGUAAAAUCUUAAGCUGCCAAGAAGGCCUAAAUCAGCGAGGGCAUAUGAGUCACAGAGAGGAGAAAAAGUAUGAAUGUUUGGAGUGUGGAAAGAGCUUCAGUCAGAGCAGCAACCUUACUGUGCAUCAAAGAACUCAUACAGGGGAGAAACCUUAUAAAUGCUUGGAGUGUGGAAAGAGCUUCUGUGGGAGUGGCACCCUUACUUUGCAUCAAAGAACUCACACAGGGGAGAAACCUUAUAAAUGCUUGGAGUGUGGAAAGAGUUUCAAUCGGAGUGGCACCCUUACUGAGCAUCACAGAACUCAUACAGGGGAGAAACCAUAUAAAUGCUUCGAGUGUGGAAAGAGCUUCAGUCAUAAUGGCGCCCUUACUGUUCAUCAAAGAACUCAUACAGGGGAGAAACCUUAUAAAUGCUUGGAGUGUGGAAAGAGCUUCAUUCAGAGAGGCCUCCUAACUGUGCAUCACAGAACUCAUACGGGGGAGAAACCUUAUAAAUGCGUGGAGUGUGGAAAGAGCUUCAGUCGGAGUGACGCCCUUACUGAGCAUCAAAGAACUCAUACAGGGGAGAAACCUUAUAAAUGCUUGGAGUGUGGAAAGAGUUUCAAUCGGAGUGGCGACCUUACUGAGCAUCAAAGAACUCAUACAGGGGAGAAACCUUAUAAAUGCUUGGAGUGUGGCAAGAGCUUCAGUCACAGUGGCAACCUUACUUUGCAUCAAAGAACUCAUACAGGGUACAAACCUUAUAAAUGCUUGGAGUGUGGAAAGAGUUUCAAUCGGAGUGGCACCCUUACUGAGCAUCAAAGAACUCAUACAGGGGACAAACCUUAUAAAUGCGUGGAGUGUGGAAAGAGUUUCAAUCGGAGUGGCGCCCUUACUGAGCAUGAAAGAACUCAUACAGGGGAGAAACCUUAUAAAUGCGUAGAGUGUGGAAAGAGCUUUAGUCAUAAUGGCACCCUUACUUCGCAUCAAAGAACUCAUACAGGGGACAAACCUUAUAUAUGCUUGGAGUGUGGAAAGAGUUUUAGUCGGAGUGGGGCCCUUACUGAGCAUCAAAGAACUCAUACAGGGGAGAAACCUUAUAAAUGCUUGGAGUGUGGAAAGAGUUUCAGUCGGAGUGGCGCCCUUACUGAGCAUCAAAGAAUUCAUACAGGGGAGAAACCUUAUAAAUGCUUGGAGUGUGGAAAGAGUUUCAAUCGGAGUGGCGACCUUACUGAGCAUCAAAGAACUCAUACAGGGGAGAAACCUUAUAAAUGCUUGGAGUGUGGAAAGAGUUUCAGUCGGAGUGGCGCCCUUACUGAGCAUCAUAGAACUCAUACAGGGGAGAAACCUUAUAAAUGCUUGGAGUGUGGAAAGAGUUUCAGUCGGAGUGGCGACCUUACUGAGCAUCAUAGAACUCAUACAGGGGAGAAACCUUAUAAAUGCUUCAAGUGUGGAAAGAGCUUCAGUCAGAGCAGCACCCUUACCAAGCAUCAAAGAACUCACACAGGGGAGAAAACCUAUAAAUGCUUGGAAUGUGGAAAGAGCUUCAGUCACAGUGAUAAAUUUACUUCGCAUCGAAGAAGUCAUGCAGGGGACAAACUUUGUUAAUGUUUGGAGCGUGGAAAGAGUCAGAAUGGCACAUCAAAUCAUCCACACGGGAAAAGCUAUGUAAAUUCUUUUAAUAUGGAAGACAUUUUAAGCACAAUUCCAGCCUUAAUGUACAUCAAAGGAUCCAUACCGUGUAGAGCCUUAUAAGUGUCUGGAGUAUUGAAAGAGGACAGGAGAGCAACCAUGGGGAAUCACUGAAAAUUGAACAAAACCCAGGAGAGGAAGAAACCUCAAGGUGCCAAGUCAAACAGAGAGCUGAAAGUAGCAAGAAUGUGCAGUGUUCAUAUGUUAAUUUAGGCCCAUUGCAUUUCAGGUCAAAAAGAUCCUUCUUCAAGGGCAACCUUCAAUCAAAUGCAGACUCCAUUAAUAAAUCAUGAGAUAAUAACACUUGAAAAUUUAAAUAAGUACAAAACCGACAACAUACUUUGUUAGUGGUUUAGUUGUUAUCUAAACUUUUAAGGCUUAUUACCUUAUGAUUUAUUUAUGUAGCCUCUAUUUGAUUGGAAGUUGCACUUGAAGAAAGGUCUUGCUGCCCUGAAACAUCGCAAAAAAGGGGGGAGAACCCCCCAAAAUGCCACACAAGAUCAGGGAGAUAAAAAAAAAUUUCAAAGUCGUUUUUAUUGUAUAAAUCUGUAUUGGAACUUGCCCAACGCGUUUCAGCCCAACCAGGGCUUUCAUCAGGGGCUAUAAACAUAAGAGAAAAUUACAAUGAAAUGGACAGACCUUUAUCACUUACAUAUCUAAAAUUAAGGAAUACUAUGAGUAUAACAACAUAUAUUUUGUGACUUAACAGUUCUAAUGAUAUUUUCUUUAAAAGUAAACUUUUUGGAUUUCUUUUACACAAAUGUAAAUACAGAAUCUUUACUUUAAAUUGCAAACAUAAACUUGGAUAAAAAAGUAUUGUUAUACGUCAUGUUGUAAAAAAUAUAAAAAGGCAUUGUUAUACUUAAUAAUUAAAAUUUUUCUUAUAGCAACAAAGCAUGAUGAUUCCAUCAUAUAUAAAAAUAUACCAAGGAUUGAAUUGUUUUGUAAUAGUUUCCAAGAGUAGAAAACAAAACAUGUAUAAGGUUAUUUCAACUUAUGAGAAACAAUAUAACUAAACAGACAUUACUUGUACUCACAUGUUUGUAAAUCUAAAGAAAUUUCUUUGUGUAAAAACAAAGUAACUACAACUUUUCUCAAAAGCACCAUAGGCUAAAUAAUUUUAUAAUGGUUUACAGAAGGAAACUAUAUGACUUAUAUAGGUUUUUUUAUUUAAAAAAAUUUUUUUUAACACAUGGUAAUUAAUUUGACCUUUAGGUGUAGGAUUAGUUACACCUGGAGUACACCUUAUGUAAAAGUCAAAUAAAACUAGUUACAUAAAUCAUUAAAUUUAAAUAUACAAAUAUUGUUAUAAGAGAGGAACCAAUGCGAAAUCUUCAUUUAAUCCAUUUGGUAUUAUAGUUUUAAGUCUUAAAAUCCAUUCUAUUUCUUUUUUGUUAAGAAGAAACAAAGGAGAUGCUCCUUGUAUCUUCUGUAAAACCCAAAAUUUAAAUCCUGUUCUGAUGUAUUGAGUGCAUUGAAGACAAUGUGAAACCAAAGGUGCCCCUAUUCUUUUAUUCUUAAUGUUGCUCAAAUGUUCUCCAAUUCGUAUUUUCACUUUCCUUGUUGUUUGUCCCACAUAUAAUUUCAAACAUCCGCAUUGAAUUACAUAGAUUACUUGAUCAGUAUUACAAUUUGAAAAAUGAUAUAAUGUGUAUUUUCUUUGAUCUCUGUGAUUGAUGAAAUGAAAAGUUUUAGAGGUGUAUUUACACAUUGUGCAAUGGCCACACGGAUGAUGACCCACUGGUGGAUUGAUAUUUGGAAAGAUAUAAGAAGAAGAGGACACAUAUUCUUUAAAAUCACUCUUAAUCAAAAUAUCUUUCAAAUUCCUGGUUCUUUUGUGUGAAAAAAGAGGUAAGCUAUGACAGCCUGGAAUAUGUUGCACUAUGUGCCAAUUUUUCUUUAUACUAUUUUGUAUCUUAUUUGUGAUAUGGUUGUAUGUUAGAUUACAAUGCAUUCUGAAAUUUGAUGCUUUUGUAGUCUUUUGCAACAGAUCUGACCUAUUUCUUUGUUUUGCUUUUUGUAAGUUUUUUUCAACUACUGCAGAUGGAUACCCUCUAUUGAUAAAUUGUUGUUUUAAAAUAUCUGAUUGUGAAAGGAAAUCUUUUUCCAAAGAGCAAUUUCUUUUAAUUCUCAGGAAUUGUCCAUGAGGCAAAUUGUGCCUGAGAGCUGAAGGAUGAAAGCUAUCAAAACUGAGAUAAGUGUUUUUAUCUGUAGACUUCCUAUAGAUAGUGGUGUGAAGAUGAUUAUCUUU